UCAUUUCAACACUUCUCAACAGCUUCCCUUUUCUUGCCAGCACCUACUUGAAUUUUAUUGUACAUCGAGGAAAAAGUUCCCUUAAAAUUUCCAAAACCAUUAUACAAAACAUUAGAAUGAUACGAACCAGGAGGUCGAAGAAAACAAGGAGGGUUCCUAUGGAAAAGAUUGCUAGUUUCGACGAAGAUCCCGAAUUUCGAGCACUACUGUUGGAUAUAAUGCGUGUUCUGGAAGCCAUUCCCGAAGCAGCUUGAUGCAAAAUCCAUCGGAAGAAAAAGUUCGUAGGGGGUUUGUUGUAGUGUUACAUCAGAAACCAGACUUAAACACUAUCUUAAAUUAAAGUUUCAAUGUCCAAAAACGUUGCGUAUUUGUGCAGCUUUUUCGCUUUAUAGAGUACACUUAAAACGACUUUCGAUGUCGCCAUUAGCAGAGUUUUCUCGGUUUGGAAAAUUGUGUGCGAGAAGACGGAAAGAGACGGAGCAACUCUGCCGCCUGGCUGGAAGGUUAUAUAAUAACAGGCCAGUCGGUCGAUGGAGAGAAGCGACCCGAGUGGGCUGCCACUGCAUCUGCGACUGCAAAAUAGUUAGUGCAAUCAACCUGAAAUUGGAAUGCCAUGCAAUUGGAAUGCGUUACCAAAUAUUGAUGACAGUAAUAGCCGCCUCGGAGGGUUCCCAAGUUUCUGAGAGCAAGAAAUCACUUUACAUAAUCGUCGGCAGUCAGUCAGCUGUUUAUCGGCCCCGAGAGAAGAGACCAGACCAGACCGAACCGAACUGAACAGACCGCUAAUAAAGUACCCCAAGCUACCAUGUUACGCAGACCCCAAGUUGGGUGAUAGAAAACGCCCCACCAAGUGGGACUUUUGGCCGCCGCCCCACUGAUUGCAGUUAUUUGGCUGGGAUUUGCUGUCUUCAGUGGUUUUUGGCGUGGGUGUGCGGCUGGCGCCACAAUUAAGUGGCGGUUUUGAAUACCCACGAGGCGUGUCCUUUUGAGGAGUGGCUGUCUGGAAGAUUUCCCACUCAUGUGGGUCUGGAAUCCUGCCUUGAUUUUGGCGAAAAGAAUGCA
This is a messenger RNA of Drosophila suzukii, 1062 nucleotides long. RefSeq lists its product as uncharacterized. NCBI's taxonomy places the organism in Eukaryota, Metazoa, Arthropoda, Insecta, Diptera, Drosophilidae. The record is from RefSeq and is a predicted model, not a curated record.